AUGAGGUUACGGCUCACCAUCCAGCGCAGCAAGCUGCCCUCGGCCGACCUGCUAUGGCUCGUACCCGAAGCCGGCGCCCAUCGCACUCUCACCGUCUCCAAAUUGCUCGAGGAUGUCAACGACGUCUUUCCGCUCGAAACUGACCACCGCGGUCUUGACGAUUACGUUGUAGAGAUUGCCGGCUUUGAAUGCCUCCACUUCCAAAAGGUCACCGAAAUCUUAAAAGACGAGGACCAAGUAUGUAUCCGGCCUCUGACCUCCACAGAACUCCGCGCGCGCCACCUGUCGGGUAGAUCGCAAAUCAAUGCCAAUGGCCAACAUCUUCUCGACGGUAUCCCAUUCGGCAGGUCAAAUCUGCGCAAGCUCGAUCGUCCCGCCCUUCACUCCCCUCCCGAUGUCGACAAUGACGACUUGUUCGCGGCCCUCCUCGGCAACAACCGAAGUCACAAACAUCUUAGAAACAGUUCAGGCCAAGAAAACGACAGCGGUGCAGACUCGGACUAUGCGCCGGGACCACCCCUGCGCAAGCGACAGAGAAUCGAGGCUUGCGACAGGUCGGACAAGAGCGUGCGGUUCGAGGAUGAAGAGCCAGCUGCGGCCGACUCGCGAGCGCUGGUCGCUCUGCCGUCGGACGACGAUGAGUCUGAAGAAGAAUAUGUGCCAGGCGACGACGAAUCUUCAUCUUCCGAGUCAGAUUCAGAUAGUGACGAAGAGGUCGACGUAGGAAAGAAGCAAGUCGAAGAAAGCUCAGAUGAAAGCUCGGAUGAUUCCAGCGCCACGAGUUUUGUCACCGAUUCCGAACGCCGUCAUAUCAAAAACAAACCUACCCCUUCAAGUACACAUGUCAACAUCUCAAGCGAUUCAUCCGACACUUCUAGCGACUCCGACGCUAGCAGCGAGAGCAGCAGCUCCGAAGAAUCCAGCUCCGACGAAUCUAGUUCUGACGAAUCUACCUCCGAGUCAGAACCGGAGGAGCUUCCAACAAAACGACAAGUGCCAGCAAAACGAAUAGUGCCACCCGGCCAAGGCAAGAAGCAAACGCAAGAUCGGAACCAUCGGCGCCGUGACCAAACCCGUAUGAAACAAUUCAAAGCAAAAGGUAUCUUGCCGCUGAAUGCAACACUCGCAGAUUUUCGUAACUGGCAACUGAGGAAUCAGACUGCCGAUGGGGACGAGCCGGAAGAUGAGUCUAUGGUCGACGCCGAGUACGAUCCUAUCCAAGCAUUGCUUGAAGAGAAACGUCGAAAGUUGCUCGAAGCUCUCGCUUCUGGCGGGCUGGAGAACACAGCCCGACCCGAUGACAUAAUUCCCGUUAAUCGAACCGAGGUUGAGACUUCUCCCACAAUUGAACCAGACAAAAGGACAGAUGAUCCCGUCGCUAAAGAAGCUCCCUCCACCGAGACCGCUGCAGCCCAUGAAGAACCAGCAGCGAAACGCAACAAGCUGGAUAUGGGAAGUACUCGCCGCUUGUUGUUUGGUGCCCUAGGAGUCCGCAAUCCCAAGACAAAGGCAGAUGAGGACAAGCUCCGAAACAGAUUGUCAGCCAACAUGAACACCAGGCAACGGAAGAAGGCUCCGGUCCAGCAGGAGGUCGAAGAACAGCCCGAACCCGAAGACCCGGAUCUGUGGAAGAAAAAGAUCAACCUAAUUGCCUUUGAGUGCAAGUAUCCAGAGGUGGAGCUAACGGCACCAUCGUUCCCAUUCCAGCAACGCUGGGACCCGCAGUUCCAGUACUACCAAUCGAACACCAAGAACAAGAAGCGCAAGCGCAAGUCCAAGCCGAAGCAAGAGGAAUACUACGAGGAGUAUGACAACGGCGCCUACGACGGCGACGCAAGCUACUACGACGAAGAGUGGGCCGGGCUCGACUACGACGACACGAUGCAAGGUGACGACGCAAACAACGAUGCCAGCACCAACGACGCCAGCACCAACGCCUACGCCGCCGACGACGCAGCCCUGCAAUCGCAGAUCAUGCAAGAAUUGCAAGGCGACGGAGCAGCAGCCGAGCCCGACGACGACCUGCCCCUCCCUCCCGCAGACCUGACAACGCUCCCCACAGCCUCGCAAGCCGACGCACGCCCGGGCGCGGUGCUCGUGUUCCAGCGGCUAGAAGUGUCGCCAGAGACGAGCUGGACGCCGACGCUGACGGAGGCGCGGACGGCGCGGGUCGAGGAGGUGGACGGGUCGGACGUCAAGUUCGUGCUGGCGAAGCGGCAUUGGAAACCCAAGAAGGAGGUGCGGUUUGACGCGCGCGGACGGCGGCUGCUGGAUAAGUUUGAGAUGGACGUGGAUGGGGAGGACGAGGAGGAGGGCGAGGAGGGCGUCGUGUGGGUCGAUUGGGGGGAGCUGGUUGAGGUGAGGGUUUUGAGGGCUGCGGAGGGGGGUGAUGCUGCUGCUGCUGCUGUUGCUGAGGCGGAGCCGCGGGGUGAGCAGGUCGAGGUCGCGAAGGAGGUCCAGACUGUGCAGACUGUUGAGACGGUCGAGGAGGUCACGGAAGUUGGUGUUGAUGCUCCUUCUUCUCCUGCUGAGGACGCCGUGAUCGAGGAGUCUGAGUAAUUAGCUAGGCGCGCUAGAGAUAUAUUCUUAGCGAGGUGGUUGCUGUAGCGCGGAACGGAUCAGGGCUUCUUAGCUAGCUUAGCUUAGCACGACUUGGCUUUGCUGGCAUAGCUGCAUAGCUGCAUUAGCUGCAGGCAGGCGGAAAGAUAGGCAGAGCAGGACAGAGCAAACCAGAGCAUUUAAUACGCUGUUGUUUUGCUUGACUUGACGUCGUGCUGUGGAUGCGGCAGCAGGACUUUUGGGUAGGUAGAGUCAAAUAACUUCCAGAUUUCUUUCAAUCACUCGGCUUCACUUGCGGAUCUAGUCGAAUUGAGUCUUGUCUAUUUUUGUCGUGUAGGCAUGAAUGCAUUCAAC
Molecule: messenger RNA, 2913 nt
Organism: Aplosporella prunicola CBS 121167
Lineage: Eukaryota; Fungi; Ascomycota; Dothideomycetes; Botryosphaeriales; Aplosporellaceae
Exons: 2
Coding region: 1-2559 (852 amino acids)
Source: RefSeq, a predicted model, not a curated record